Molecule: messenger RNA, 1939 nt
Organism: Cajanus cajan (pigeon pea)
Lineage: Eukaryota; Viridiplantae; Streptophyta; Magnoliopsida; Fabales; Fabaceae
Product: serine hydroxymethyltransferase 4
Biological process (GO): tetrahydrofolate interconversion
Cellular component (GO): cytoplasm; mitochondrion
Molecular function (GO): pyridoxal phosphate binding; glycine hydroxymethyltransferase activity
Source: RefSeq, a predicted model, not a curated record
GGUGUUCAUUCAAACACACUCGCUCGCUCACUCACACAUAAUCACAUUCACAUAUUCAUAAUCUCCAUCUCCAAGAUUAAUGGAUCCGGUGAGCGUGUGGGGCAACGCGCCCUUGGUGACAGUGGAUGCAGAGAUCCACGACCUGAUCGAGAAGGAGAAGAGGAGGCAGAGCCGGGGGAUAGAGCUGAUAGCGUCGGAGAAUUUCACGUCGUUCGCGGUGAUCGAGGCUCUGGGGAGCGCCCUCACGAACAAAUACUCGGAAGGGAUGCCGGGGAACCGCUACUACGGGGGGAACGAGUUCAUCGACCAGAUCGAGAACCUCUGCCGCUCACGCGCCCUCCAGGCUUUCCACUUGGAUCCCCAAUCCUGGGGCGUCAACGUCCAGCCCUACUCCGGCUCCCCGGCCAACUUCGCCGCCUACACCGCCGUCCUCAGCCCCCACGACCGCAUCAUGGGCCUCGACCUCCCCUCCGGCGGCCACCUCACCCACGGCUACUACACCUCCGGAGGCAAGAAAAUCUCCGCCACCUCCAUCUACUUCGAGAGCCUCCCCUACAAGGUUAACUCCUCCACCGGCUACAUCGACUACGACCGCCUCGAGGAGAAGGCGCUCGACUUCCGCCCUAGGAUGAUAAUCUGCGGCGGCAGCGCCUACCCCCGCGACUGGGACUACAAGCGCUUCCGGGAAAUCGCCGACAAGUGCGGGGCCUUGCUUCUCUGCGACAUGGCCCACAUUAGCGGCCUUGUGGCCGCGCAGGAGGCUAAUAAUCCCUUUGAGUUCUGCGACAUUGUCACCACCACCACGCACAAGAGCCUGCGCGGGCCCCGGGCCGGGAUGAUCUUUUACCGCAAGGGGCCCAAGCCCCCCAAGAAGGGCCAGCCCGAGAACGCCGCUUACGACUUCGAGGAUAAGAUUAACUUCGCCGUUUUCCCUUCGCUUCAGGGUGGCCCCCACAACCACCAGAUCGGGGCCCUCGCCGUCGCGCUCAAGCAGGCCGCCACCCCCGCCUUCAAGGCCUACGCCAAGCAGGUCAAGGCCAAUGCGGUUGCGCUCGGCAAGUACUUGAUGGGGAAAGGCUACAGCCUUGUCACCGGUGGAACGGAGAAUCAUCUUGUGUUGUGGGAUCUCAGACCUCUUGGUUUGACUGGGAAUAAGGUGGAGAAGCUCUGUGAUCUCUGUAACAUUACCGUCAAUAAGAACGCUGUUUUUGGUGAUAGCAGCGCCUUGGCCCCCGGAGGAGUUAGGAUCGGUACCCCUGCCAUGACAUCUAGGGGUUUGGUUGAAAAGGACUUUGAGCAGAUUGGUGAGUUCCUUCACCGUGCUGUGACUCUCACACUGGAGAUCCAGAAGGAGCAUGGCAAGCUUCUCAAGGAUUUCAACAAGGGUCUCGUCAACAACAAGGCUAUUGAAGGUCUCAAAGCUGAUGUUGAGAAAUUCUCUGCCACGUUUGACAUGCCUGGCUUCCUGGUAUCUGAAAUGAAGUACAAGGAUUAGGUUCAAACAUAUACAACUCUCCACUUAAUUGUGUCGCUCCAAGUUCGGCCCAAUGUGCAGAAAUGGAGAAAAAAGGAAAUAAGUAUCUUCCUUUCUGGGAGUGAUAGGGUUUAACGCGAUGCUGUUUCAAGUUUCCUUGUAUUUGUUUUCAAGUUUAAUUUUGUUAGCUUGAUUGAUAUCAUAUUUUUUUCUUAUCAACAGUCAAAAUAAUACAUGUGCUUUCUUUCUCUUCUUUCCAAGCUAGUAUGUUUCAUGAUUUCAUCUACAACAAAUAUUGCGCAAUGGAACAUCUUGACAACCAUGAGUUUUACUUGAUCAAGAAAAGGAAGAUUAUCGGCUUUUGAGAUCUCUCUCUCUUUUUGUUUUAUCCUUGUAGGUUGUUUACACUGCGCCCAACUUCUAUAUGUUGGACAUCCAAAUAAUGUAUCCUCUCUCAUGUUUCAA